AUGGCAGCUUCAUCCACCGCCAAGCUGCCGCCACUCGGCGUGGAUGAGUCACCUCAGCCGUACUCCUGCGAGAUAUGCCAGGACAGGCUGCUAUUCGCAUGGCACUAUGUCGACAAUGUUGACCAAGGGUGGUGGGAAGAGAUAUCGGACCACAACUACUAUGCCACCGGCAGGGCCUACACAUUCAACAUCUCCUACGGCGAGGCGCUUGAGUUGGCCCAGGCUGGUUGCAAGCUGCUUGCGUGGCUCGUGACGCUGCACCGUCCGGACACCUGGGACGAGAGUUGGCUUCGUGCGUACUACACGAGCCCGCCUGAGAUCCACAUGGUUCUUGACUGGGUCAAUGACCUUGAUGAUCAUGUUGACGGUGGAGAUCCUUCUCGUCAGGUUGUUGUGUGUGCGGAAGAAGGAGCUGCAUCGAAGCAGAAGCUGCAAGAGCCAAGCUCGAUGCUGGAUUCAACAUCCGGUCAGGGCCUCGUCGCUUGCUAUCAUUAUCUGGAGUAG
Colletotrichum chrysophilum is the source of this 504-nucleotide messenger RNA. RefSeq lists its product as uncharacterized. Bases 1 to 504 code for a protein of 167 amino acids. NCBI's taxonomy places the organism in Eukaryota, Fungi, Ascomycota, Sordariomycetes, Glomerellales, Glomerellaceae. The record is from RefSeq and is a predicted model, not a curated record. The transcript has 2 exons.